CAACGCUUGUGAAGACCUAGACAACAUAAACAGCUUCAAUUGGGCAAAGAUGGUACUAGAUUUUCUGAUGGAUGGGCUUCAGAGGUAUUGAAAAGAUCAUCCGUCAACUCUUUCUGGCUGCCUCCUUCUCAUAUAUUACUGGUUCUUGGAGAAGACAAAGAUCAGAAACUGGAUUCAAGGAAUGGAGAAUGAAAAACCGCGAUUUGUGAGGUGGUCAAUAAAGGAGCUGUUCAACCUGCAGAAGCUCCACCAGAAUCCAGACUGGCCGGAGGAGUUAAUAAGAGAAGGGCCGUGGUUGGAACAUAACUUCGUCAAGUUAUUGGGUAUGGAAGAGGAGCAGGAAACACCAACUUUCGCCAACUGGGUUCCACAAGCGAGUCAGGAAGAGAAAGAAGAGAACAUUAGGGUUACUGGGAACAUGAGAGUUCUCCUAAAGGAGAUGAAUACAGUGAUUGAAGACGAAGGUGACAAAAAGAAAAUGGAAGAGAAAAUGAAGACUAUCUUACAAGCAAAUGAAAACUUGGCAAACCAUAUUAAGGUGCUUUGGGAAAAGAUUAUGGUUGCUGAUGACAAGAUUUUGUCUAUGGAGAACAAAUGGACUAAAGUGAUGCAAGAAAACAGAGCGCACAAAAACCACAUCAGAGCUCUGAACAAAUUGUUGGCAAAGGCAAAUGGGAAGAAACCAGAUGAGAAAAGUAGUGAUCAGAGAGCUAAUCAACUUCAGAUGGUGCUGGCGUCAACGGAGCAAGAAGAUGGAACGAGGUAUGAAUAUGAUAGAAGCCAAGCUGAAUAUCAACCUCAAACACCAGUCAACGAAGAACCAAGGGGAGGUGAUCCAGUUAACGCAGUUCCUCUAUCUUUCAAGAAACCAGAAGAGGAAAUACUAAAUGAGGAGGAGAUACUAAAUGCUGUAGAAGCAGAAAAAAUAGAUAUAAUUGUCUCGACAAUUCUCGAAGCAGCUAAUUCGGCAGAAAUGGCAGAACCAGAGAAGAAAGAAACUGCCACAAAGACAGAAGACAUGAAAGAGAAGGAAAAGGUUGCCAUGCAUUCUAUUGAGAGGAACGUGAAACAAAACAAGAGAAAGGCAUCAAUUAAGGACAAGGAUGAGGAUUUUGAGUAUGACACUCCAGAGAUCUUGAAGACUUACGGAAAGAAAAGAAAGACUGCUCCACAAGAACAGCCAAAGCAGAGAAAGAAAGCCGAACAGAAGCUGGCAUCAAACCUGCAGAAAGGGAAACAAGUGCAGCAGCCAAUUCAAAUUAAAGAUGUGAAUUGCGAGAAGCACACUUGGAAAACCUUAAAGCCUGAACUCGCAAGACACUACCAGCAAUUCUUUGAGAUGGUUGAUGACAAUUUAUAUACCUACUGGACAAGUAGAAAUGGCAUAAUAGGGGUAACAAGGAGAGACAUGAAGAUUAUCAUCCAAGAGGAAGAUUUGGAUAUUAGUGUGAUCAAGGCUUACACUGAAAUAUUACAGAAUGAACUGAAAGAAAAGAAGACUCAAAUUGGAUUGCUGGACAUUGAAGCAGCGUACUACGCUAUUCAACAUGAAAAGAAACUGGCAGACUUCAAGAAAGAAGGAAAGAGCCUUUUGAAAGACGACUUCAAAGGCCAUGAGAUUGAAAUAGAGUUAUUUCUAAUUGAACAACUGUGGAGUAACUUCAGCUACCCCAAGGUGCUCAUCCCGAUCCACCAUUGCUACAGCCAGCACUACACACUGCUUAUCAUCGACAAUGAGAAAAAACGCUUUGUUCACAUGAACUCUAUGCUGCCUCCAAAGAAGGAAUGGACAAAAGAUAAUCACCACUACACCAACGCAAACUGGGUGGUAAAGCACAUAAGGAGGUUCAUCCGUGAUGUGAACAUGACAGCCAGAAAAUUUGACACUGACAGCCAGGAUCAAGACAACACAAGAGAAAAGUGUAAAGGUGAGGACGCUCAAGGAGAACUUAUCACUGAGGUUGAAGAAAUGACCGAAAGAGAGAAAGAGGUCAGAAGGUGGAUCUUGGAUAAUCAUAUAGGUGAACAGGACUACGAGCUUGUAGAAGACUUCAACUGCCCUCAGCAGAAAACCUCAUCGUAA
Messenger RNA from Rosa rugosa (rugosa rose), 2083 nucleotides. RefSeq lists its product as uncharacterized. The transcript is spliced from 7 exons. Gene Ontology annotation, molecular function: cysteine-type peptidase activity. Gene Ontology annotation, biological process: proteolysis. The coding region runs from base 182 to 2083 and encodes 633 amino acids. The record is from RefSeq and is a predicted model, not a curated record. Lineage: Eukaryota; Viridiplantae; Streptophyta; Magnoliopsida; Rosales; Rosaceae.